GCGAACGAGCUUCAGCGCGUAUAAGUUAAGCAUUCAAAAUGACGAAUCAAAGUUUGGCUAAAAUUGCACAUGAGGACCGGGAGGGAAAAUUUGGAUAUGUCUAUGCAGUAUCCGGUCCUGUCGUUACCGCUGAAAAAAUGUCUGGGUCAGCUAUGUAUGAGCUGGUGCGAGUCGGUUACUAUGAAUUAGUAGGAGAAAUUAUUAGAUUGGAGGGUGAUAUGGCUACAAUACAGGUAUAUGAAGACACAAGCGGCGUGACUGUCGGUGAUCCCGUACUUCGCACUGGAAAGCCACUAUCUGUCGAAUUGGGUCCUGGUAUCCUCGGCAGCAUUUUUGAUGGUAUUCAACGUCCAUUGAAAGAUAUCAACGAGCUCACAAACUCAAUCUACAUCCCGAAAGGCGUCAAUAUACCGGCACUCUCGCGUACUGUUGCCUGGGAAUUUAAUCCGCACAAUGUAAAAAAUGGCAGCCACAUCACGGGCGGUGAUAUGUAUGGCGUUGUACACGAGAAUACUUUGGUAAAACAUUGGAUGCUCCUUCCACCUAAAUGCAAAGGCACUGUCACGUACGUCGCGCCAGCGGGCAAUUAUACCGUUGAUGAUGUCGUACUGGAGACUGAAUUCGAUGGCGAGAGGCAGAAAUAUACCAUGCUUCAGGUGUGGCCAGUCCGUCAACCUCGUCCAGUCACUGAAAAACUGCCAGCUAAUCAUCCUCUACUCACUGGCCAACGAGUCUUGGACUCUCUCUUCCCAUGCGUUCAAGGUGGAACCACGGCUAUUCCCGGUGCUUUUGGUUGCGGCAAGACGGUCAUUUCUCAAGCCUUGUCAAAGUACUCUAACUCUGAUGUGAUUAUUUACGUCGGUUGCGGAGAACGUGGUAACGAAAUGUCUGAAGUACUACGCGACUUUCCCGAGUUAACUGUGGAGAUUGAUGGCGUCACCGAGUCCAUUAUGAAACGUACCGCUUUGGUCGCCAAUACAUCUAACAUGCCGGUGGCCGCGCGUGAAGCGUCCAUUUACACAGGUAUUACUUUAUCCGAAUACUUUCGAGACAUGGGUUACAACGUGUCGAUGAUGGCAGAUUCGACAUCUCGUUGGGCCGAAGCCCUCCGAGAAAUCUCAGGUCGUUUGGCUGAAAUGCCUGCCGAUUCCGGUUACCCUGCUUAUCUUGGUGCUCGUUUAGCCAGCUUCUACGAACGUGCCGGAAGAGUCAAAUGUUUGGGAAAUCCAGAUCGUGAAGGAUCUGUUAGUAUCGUUGGUGCUGUCUCACCACCAGGUGGUGAUUUCUCCGAUCCUGUGACUAGUGCGACGCUCGGUAUUGUACAGGUAUUCUGGGGAUUGGAUAAGAAAAGAGUUACUUGUAAUUAA
This is a messenger RNA of Formica exsecta, 1367 nucleotides long. Its product is annotated as V-type proton ATPase catalytic subunit A. The coding region runs from base 39 to 1367 and encodes 442 amino acids. The transcript has 10 exons. Gene Ontology annotation, biological process: proton transmembrane transport; ATP metabolic process. Gene Ontology annotation, molecular function: ATP hydrolysis activity; ATP binding; proton-transporting ATPase activity, rotational mechanism. Lineage: Eukaryota; Metazoa; Arthropoda; Insecta; Hymenoptera; Formicidae. The record is from RefSeq and is a predicted model, not a curated record. Gene Ontology annotation, cellular component: lysosomal membrane; proton-transporting V-type ATPase, V1 domain.